Messenger RNA from Stereum hirsutum FP-91666 SS1, 1608 nucleotides. RefSeq names its product 3-oxoacid CoA-transferase. The transcript has 13 exons. Gene Ontology annotation, biological process: ketone body catabolic process. Gene Ontology annotation, molecular function: succinyl-CoA:3-oxo-acid CoA-transferase activity. NCBI's taxonomy places the organism in Eukaryota, Fungi, Basidiomycota, Agaricomycetes, Russulales, Stereaceae. Bases 1 to 1608 code for a protein of 535 amino acids. The record is from RefSeq and is a predicted model, not a curated record.
AUGCUCUCGAAUCGGACGCGCCUCGUCGCGUCUCGUGUCCCGGCGGCACGCUCGCGCUACCGACUUUCUUCGGAACUCACUGCUCUUCUAACUUUCUCUUACCCAGUAGGACUUGGUGGAAGGAGGGCGUAUGGUACGCCAGUUGAUGCUCCGAUACCUAAGAAGAGAAAAUUCUACGACUCGGUUGCAGAUGCUGUAGCGGAUGUCAAGAGCGGGGAUACAUUGCUGAGCGGAGGCUUUGGUCUGUGCGGGACUCCAGACACCCUCAUCGGUGCCCUAGCGGAGAGACCAGAGGUCAAGAACCUCACCGCUGUAUCCAACAAUGCGGGCUCUGGUGACAACGGUCUGGGCAAACUAUUGCGUAGCGGUCAGAUCGGAAAGAUGAUUGCUUCGUACAUUGGCGGGAACAAAUUCUUUGAGCAACUCUACCUCCAAGGCAAUAUCGCACUAGAGCUCGUCCCCCAAGGGACGCUCGUAGAACGAAUGAGGGCGGCGGCGGCGGGCAUCCCAGCCUUCUACACACCCACAGGUGCCAACACGGCCGUUGAGGAGGGCUCUAUUCCCAUCAAGUAUAACCCAGGAGGGAUGGAGAAGGGCGUGUUGAUUCCGGGGAACAAGAAAGAGACGAAGGAGUUUGGAGGAAAGAAGUUUGUGCUCGAGCCGGCCAUUCCUGGCGAUGUGGCGUUCAUCAGGGCUUGGAAGGUAGACGAAGUCGGGAACACGGUUUUCAGGUACACGGCGAAUAAUUUCAGCACCGUCAUGGCGAAGAACGCGAAGUUGACCAUCGUCGAGGCAGAGAACAUCGUCGCAGUCGGUUCUCUCGACCCCAACUCGAUCCAUCUACCCGGAAUCUACGUCGACCGCAUCGUCAAAGCUACCGCACCCAAGCAAAUCGAAAUCAGGACCGUAGCGACCGAGAAAUCCGAAGCUGGCACACCGAACCCCGCCAAGGACCUCCGUCAUCGUAUUGCACGACGUGCGGCCAGAGAGUUGAAGGAUGGGUUCCAUGUUAAUCUUGGGAUUGGGAUGCCCACGCUGGUGCCGGAACAUUUGCCCAAGGGUGUUAGCGUUUGGCUUCAGAGUGAGAACGGGAUUCUUGGAAUGGGUCCUUAUCCGCCUGAGGCAGAGCUCGAUGCUGACCUUAUCAAUGCUGGAAAGGAGACCGUCACGCUAUUGCCUGGUGCCUCUGUAUUUGACUCUUCCGAGUCUUUUGCCAUGAUUCGUGGAGGACACAUCGAUGUCUCUAUUCUCGGGGCUAUGCAAGUAUCCCAAGCAGGUGACAUCGCCAACUUUAUGAUCCCCGGAAAGCUUGUCAAAGGCAUCGGAGGCGCCAUGGACCUUGUCUCCAACCCAGAUAACACUCGAGUCAUCGCUGUUCUGGAGCACUGCGACAAAUACGGAAAAUCAAAGAUCCUGAAGUCGUGCACUCUUCCGCUCACGGGUGCGAGGACAUGCAGCCAGAUCAUCACUGAGCUCGCGUCUUUCGAUGUCGACAGGGUGAACGGAGAAUUGACGUUGACGGACUUGGCCGAGGGUGUUUCGUUAGCGGAAGUCAAAGCGAAGACCGAUGCCGAUUUCAAGGUGGCGAAGAAAGUGGGAUCAUACUGA